Messenger RNA from Ooceraea biroi (clonal raider ant), 991 nucleotides. RefSeq names its product tol-Pal system protein TolA. NCBI's taxonomy places the organism in Eukaryota, Metazoa, Arthropoda, Insecta, Hymenoptera, Formicidae. The record is from RefSeq and is a predicted model, not a curated record.
AUGAAGAUCUUCAUAACGCUCGUAGUCUUUUCUGCUCUUACCUCCAUGGUGGAGCUGAAAGAGCAGUCGAAAAAGCAGAAGCGCGGAGUGGCGUUCUUUGGAUCGCCCGACUUCUUUGGGAUUGUGCCGGCCUUCGGUUCUUCGUCCUGGGCUCCUACAAGUUUCGCAGCUUCCGCCUGGAAUCCGCCAAGCACCCCUGACGUAGCGCUUGCGCAAAUUCAAGUUCAAGCCACGCACAAUGUGGCACUCCAAGCCCUGAAGGAUCCGUCGCCUGGUACGCCCAGCAUCGCGUAUCCGCCGGAAGUGCUGAGGGCGAUUCAACAGGCAAAGGAUGCGACCAACAAUGUUGCUAUAGCGCAGCAUAAAGUCGCGGAAGCGAAGCAGGCCGCGUUGAUCCAACAGAAGGUUGCACUGGCGAAGGAGGCAGCAUCGAGAGAAGCUGCUGCGAGAUCGCAGGAGAUCUCGCAGCACGCCGAGGCCGAGGCGAAAGUUAGUGCUCGUCAGCUCGUGGCGAUGCAGCAGAGAUUAGCCACCCUGAAAGACGCGGUGGCAGCUGCACAAAGGGUGGCGGCGGCGAGGGAGGCAGCCGCAGCCGCGGCGAUCCAAAGAAACGCGGCGGAAACCGCCGCGGAACUGCAAAAGCAGGACGUUGACAAGCAGAUUAGCCAGAGCGAACAAGAAGCCAAGGAAAAGGACAUACUAGCUGCGAAAGAAAAUGCAGUUGCAGCUGCGGUUCAGCAAGCGAGUUUACAAAAAUCUAUUCAUCCUUGGGGCUAGAAGCUGUAUCAUAAUAUGUUAUACAUUGUAUUUACACGUAUCAAUAUGAGUAUACGUUACAUGUUUAUGGUUACAUGGUGAUGGUACAUGAGGGGGCGUAGUCUCGUGAAUAUACACCUUUAUAAUUGUUAUAUGUCGAAAUUGUUUCUUACUAAUAAAAAUUAUAUACAGUUUAUUUUACGGAUUUUUAAUGAGUAAUUAUACCUAUUUCUUG